AUGGUUGUCUUUGGCGCGCUUGCUACGGUUGUAGGCCUGGCCGCCUCAACUUAUGCCCAAAUCACAGUGGACACUAGUUCGAAGUUGCAAAACAUCGACGGUUUUGGCUUCUCCCAAGCCUUUGGACGAGCCAAAGAGUUCGAAAAUGCCCCCAAGGCUCUUCAGCAGGAGGCUCUUGACUUGCUUUUCAGCACCACCAAGGGCGCUGGCUUCAGCAUCAUCCGCAACCGCAUUGGUUCUGGCGGUAGGGGCGACAGCAUUCUCCCAACGAGCCCUGGCUCUCCUUCGGGCAAGCCCACCUAUGUCUGGGACAACGACGACAGCGGACAAGUCUGGUUCACCAAGCAGGCUGUGAGCUAUGGUGUCAAGCAAAUCUAUGCCGAUGCCUGGAGUGCUCCUGGCUUCAUGAAGACUAGCGGAAAUGAGGCCAAGGCUGGGUAUCUGUGUGGUACUACCGGCCACACCUGCUCCUCUGGCGAUUGGAGACAGGCUUAUGCCAACUUCCUCACGCAGUACAUCAAGUACUACCAGCAGUCUGGGCUCAAUGUGACACACGUUGGCUUCCUUAACGAGCCCGACUACUCACCAGGCUACUCUCAGAUGCAGAUCAGCUUCAACGCCCAGGAGGCUAUCUCUUUCAUUCCCACUUUGCACAAGACACUCCAGUCUGCUGGUCUGACGACCAAGAUCACCUGCUGCGACGCCGUCGGCUGGGGUUCUACUGUGAAGUACACCAACGCCCUCGUUCCUGCGGGCAUGGAGCAGUACCUGGGUCUCAUCACCUCUCACACUUACUCUGGCGACGCCGACACCGCCCUCAACACCAAGCUUUCCUCCUGGGUCACCGAGUCCGGCAUCACCAAGGCUUACGACACCACUUGGUACAAGAACGGCGGUCCAACCGAGGGAAUGACAUGGGCCAACAAAAUCGCCGUCGGCAUCAUCAACGCCCGGCUGUCUGCCUACCUGUACUGGGAGGGCUUUGAAUUGAAGCAGCUUAGCUCCGACAGCCACCUGAUCGACACACUCGACGGCAAGACCGCCACUCCCUCUGCCAACUUCUACGCCUUUGCCAUGUGGUCCAGAUACAUCCGCCCUGGAGCCCAGCGUCUUGCGACCUCCGGAACCAUUGCAAACGUACUCACCGCCGCUGUUCGCAACACCGAUGGCUCCAUGGUCCUUGUCCUCACCAACAACGGCCUUACGGCUCAGUCUGCUAAGGUGUCCAUCAAGGGGUUCACCCCCAAGACCUCGGCCGCCUAUGUCACCGACAACACCCACAAGUUCGCUUCCACACAGUCCACCAUCUCUGGAACUGCUAUCUCUGUUUCUGUUCCUAGCAAGGGUGUCGUCACUGUGAAGCUCACGUAA
Molecule: messenger RNA, 1371 nt
Organism: Colletotrichum spaethianum
Lineage: Eukaryota; Fungi; Ascomycota; Sordariomycetes; Glomerellales; Glomerellaceae
Product: endo-1,6-beta-D-glucanase neg1
Exons: 3
Coding region: 1-1371 (456 amino acids)
Molecular function (GO): hydrolase activity, hydrolyzing O-glycosyl compounds
Source: RefSeq, a predicted model, not a curated record